AUAAAACCCUUUUCCCGAGUGGGUCGAUGGGAACCCUUUCCUUCUGUUGUAUGUAGUUCAUUUUUCUUAUAUUUUACUGUGAGAGGAAGCACCGAGUCAUCUCUGUCUUGUUUCUUCUUCUUCGUCUCUCUCUCUCUCUCUCUCUCUCUCUACUUUUCGGCACCUUUUGCGUUUCUGCAAUCGACCUUGCGCUUCAAUGGCCAAUAGCAACCUUCCUCGAAGAAUCAUCAAGGAAACUCAGCGUCUUCUCAGCGAACCAGCUCCUGGAAUCAGUGCGUCGCCUUCUGAAGAUAACAUGCGAUAUUUUAAUGUGAUGAUCCUAGGUCCUACUCAGUCUCCAUAUGAAGGAGGCGUUUUCAAGUUGGAGUUAUUUUUACCUGAAGAAUAUCCAAUGGCUGCCCCUAAGGUCCGGUUCCUCACCAAAAUAUAUCAUCCUAACAUUGAUAAGCUUGGAAGGAUAUGUCUUGAUAUUCUCAAAGACAAAUGGAGUCCUGCUCUCCAGAUAAGGACUGUUCUUCUGAGCAUUCAAGCACUUCUUAGUGCUCCAAAUCCAGAUGAUCCACUUUCUGAGAACAUUGCUAAGCAUUGGAAAACAAAUGAGGCAGAGGCUGUUGAAACCGGUAAUGCUUACUUUCUUGCUGUGUUGGUCACAUGGACCAUAGCCACUCGAGCACUGAAAAGGGUUUGAUAGUAAUAUUAAUUAAUUUCACCAGUUUGCAGUUUAUUGCUGCCCUCAUCUUUUUACUGAGUGAGGUUUUUUUUUUUGGUUCCCCUUGAACCCUGCAGCAAAGGAAUGGGCCAGGCUAUAUGCAAGUGGUGCCUAAUGAUAUAACGGCAGAUCUUGGAUGUUUGUGCUUAUUUCAAAUAACAUUUAUGCAAUGUAUGUUAUUUGACUGAUGGUUUCAAAUGGAAAAUUGAAAGAACUACAUUUGAACAAUCCGCAUUUGAUAUCCUCAAGGCUUCCAAUUUACUUACUACCUGUUAAUUGUUCCCCAUGCUCUGGAACCUUUUCAAAGUUGUAUAAUUAGAUUCCAAAAAAAGUACCUUGUCUUGCAAA
Messenger RNA from Malania oleifera, 1057 nucleotides. RefSeq names its product ubiquitin-conjugating enzyme E2 35. Gene Ontology annotation, molecular function: ubiquitin conjugating enzyme activity. The transcript has 7 exons. Gene Ontology annotation, cellular component: nucleus. NCBI's taxonomy places the organism in Eukaryota, Viridiplantae, Streptophyta, Magnoliopsida, Santalales, Ximeniaceae. The record is from RefSeq and is a predicted model, not a curated record. Gene Ontology annotation, biological process: DNA damage tolerance; protein K63-linked ubiquitination. The coding region runs from base 197 to 688 and encodes 163 amino acids.